Messenger RNA from Microcebus murinus (gray mouse lemur), 1574 nucleotides. RefSeq names its product HEXIM P-TEFb complex subunit 2 (gene HEXIM2). The record is from RefSeq and is a predicted model, not a curated record. Gene Ontology annotation, biological process: negative regulation of transcription by RNA polymerase II; negative regulation of cyclin-dependent protein serine/threonine kinase activity. Gene Ontology annotation, molecular function: 7SK snRNA binding; cyclin-dependent protein serine/threonine kinase inhibitor activity. Gene Ontology annotation, cellular component: nucleus; nucleoplasm; cytoplasm. NCBI's taxonomy places the organism in Eukaryota, Metazoa, Chordata, Mammalia, Primates, Cheirogaleidae.
AGGCUGAGAGACCUCCAAGCACUGGGCUCGUGAAGAUUUCCACGUGCCCCUAUCUGGCUGGUCCCAGGGGAAUCGGUGGUUACUACGGUAGUUAGAAGGCGGCUGUUUCUUUUCGCAGCCCGGGAGGACGGUGUUUGGGGGGAAGAAGGUGGGUGCACGGGGCUCUCCGCCUUCAGAGCCUCCAGCUAACUGCCACGCCUGAGGGGCUUGUGGCCAAACCUGCGACCUCGGCCCUCCCCCGCGGCGCCAGCCUCUGGAAUCUGGCGUCGCCCCCACCACGACGGUCGAGGUGGGAGUGCCGCCACGCUGGGCCUAGCCGCCAUACACAGGCCGAAUGGGGGCGGGGAGAGAAGUCUGCAGAGCUCGGCCUCAGGAUCGGCACCCCUGUGGAAGGACGGCAGAGGGGAGUGGUUUUACCAGCCUCUACCCUGUUGGGGUCUCGGGAAACACGCGGUGUCACUAGUUAAAAAAGGCGUCUGCUGAAAGAUUUGGAACAGAAGAAGAUGGCCACUCCGAAAGAGAGCAGCUGUAAUACAGAGUCACCAGCAGCCCUGGAGGAGGCCAAGACCUUUAGUGCUCCAGGGAGCCCCAAAACACUUCUUGAGCCUCUUGACUCUGGUGGUUCCCUGCCCCUGACACCCCGGAUGGAGAGCCACUCAGAGGAUGAGGAUCUUGCUGGGGCUGGCAGUGGCCUGGGCUGGAAUAGUAGGGGUCCCCAGACCCAGAGCCCAGGAGCCUGCUCAGCAGAGGCAGUGCUAGGCCGGAAGAAACACCGUCGGCGGCCAUCAAAGCGCAAGCGGCACUGGAGACCCUACCUGGAGCUGAGCUGGGCCGAGAAGCAACAGCGAGAUGAGAGGCAAAGCCAGAGGGCCUCGCGCUUCCGCGAGGAGAUGUUCGCCAAAGGCCAGCCCGUGGCACCCUACAACACCACCCAGUUCCUGAUGAAUGACCGAGACCCAGAGGAACCCAACUUGGAUGUGCCCCAUGGAAUCUCCCACCCAGGCUCCAGUGGGGAGAGUGAGGCAGGGGACAGCGACGGGCGGGGCCGAGCUCAGGGUGAGUUCCAGCAGAGGGAUUUCUCUGAGACCUAUGAGCGCUACCACACGGAGAGCCUGCAGGGCCGCAGCAAGCAGGAGCUGGUACGAGACUACCUGGAGCUGGAGAAGCGGCUGUCUCAGGCUGAGGAUGAGACAAGGAGGCUGCAGCGGCUGCAGGUGUGCACCGGCCAGCAGCCCUGUCGCCAGGUGGAGGAGCUGGCUGCUGAGGUAGAGAGGCUGCGGACUGAGAACCAGCGGCUUCGGCAGGAGAAUGAGAUGUGGAACCGAGAGGGCAGCCACCGCAAUGAGGAGCUGGGCACCUAGUGGGACCCAAGGAGAAAGUCCUAUUUCAUGCCCACUCAGGCCAGCUGGGUUUCAAGGAGGCAGGUGGCAGAUGAAAACCACUCUCAGCACUCUGUGUCCCCUGAGAACAGCAAAAAUAGGUUCAGACUUCCACCUCGUCAUUUCCACAAUUGGUUCUUCAAUGUCACUACUUUUUACAGAGAAAUUAAACGGUCUUGGUGAGACCAAAUGGGA